Exophiala viscosa is the source of this 930-nucleotide messenger RNA. RefSeq lists its product as uncharacterized. The record is from RefSeq and is a predicted model, not a curated record. Bases 148 to 813 code for a protein of 221 amino acids. NCBI's taxonomy places the organism in Eukaryota, Fungi, Ascomycota, Eurotiomycetes, Chaetothyriales, Herpotrichiellaceae. The transcript has a single exon.
CGACUCCAUCGUCCUACUAGUCAUGUCCUCGAUUUCAUGUCCUCGACAGUCCAAAAAUCAAAACCUCUUGUUCCACUCAAAGUGAUCGAUGAUUGAACCACAACUUCGUCUCCGCGCGCAACUCAGAAAGCUAACACAUCCGCAAUCAUGCCAUUCUUCAGAGCCCACUCCAAGAGGAGUAAGUUGAACGAGCGACGCAGCACGACUGCCGCGGCUCCUUCAAGACCCGGCACAGCAGACAGUCUCUUCGGUCCACCACGUCCGCCCCCACCACCACCUCCAAUCUCUGCGCCGGACAGAAGUGACAAUGCAACACCAGCAAGUUUCGCGUACGACAACGGCACAGGCACGCUGGAUCCACAGCUUGUCCAGGCCGAGGGCUUACCAAUGCACUUUAAGACCACAGACCAACUCGCAGAUUUUAUUCGAAAUCGUAAUUCUUCAUCCGCCUCGUCCUCGCACUACUCAACCGAAUCGAACUGUUACUCCCCAGCCCAGCCUCAAGCACAAAGAGUCUUCAGCGUCCAGACCAAUCCGUACACACUUCCCCGACCCGACUCGCAUACUGUCAGAGCAGGAUCUGACCCCAUGAUGGCAGGCAUCGGUCGCAGGUAUCUCUCGGCACCUGUAAGGCGUGUCUUGCCCGGAGCAACCAAGAGAAAUGAGCAUCAAGGAUAUUGGAUGAGGAGAGGAACCAUGCGCCGAUUGCCCGUCGAAGGAGGUAAGGAUCAUAAAGUCUGGUGGAAGAAAGCCAAGGUUGAAGCCGAGGAGGAGCGAAGGUAUGUGGAGACGAGUGGUUGGUACGAUGAUUGAAGCCGGCCCAUUAUCGGUCCGUAGGGCGAUGUCUCGUCCAUAGCUUGUAAGUUUCCAGUCGAGUUUGGCGUCUUCGAUAUACAGGUAACAAGGCCCACAGUUUUUCAUUCUUUGAAG